Molecule: messenger RNA, 1228 nt
Organism: Ornithodoros turicata
Lineage: Eukaryota; Metazoa; Arthropoda; Arachnida; Ixodida; Argasidae
Exons: 5
Coding region: 93-932 (279 amino acids)
Source: RefSeq, a predicted model, not a curated record
UUAAGCUAAAUAAGCGGCUCGGAGGGACCAGUCGCUCGUUUUCCUGCAUCCCUACGCAUCUAUAGAAUCUGUUUCUGUUAAUAUUCGUCGAAAUGAAGCUAAUCCUCGUUGCUUUCGUCUCAUGCCUCGUGUUUGGCUUCGUUGCACCAAAGUGUGACAAUUGCUCACUCAGCGUGGCUGAAAAUAUCUGCUUGGAAAUACUUCAAACGGGACGUUCAACAAUAUCGCUACCACGACAAGGUUUAUCCCGCGCCGAAGGUCACAAACGAUUCUGCAGAGAGAUGGAGCACUUGAAACGUUGCAUGCUGCAGAAUCUCGGAGGAAAAGGAUGCGAAGCUGAGCUUGGUAAUGUUUUUCAAGCCGCCGAGCAGCAGGCAGAAGAAGACUUUGGAAUAUCGAAGUGCGACAACAGCAACGGUGCUCAACCCGUGACCACUCCUGAAAGGAUCGGAAAGCCCCUCAUAGAGUCUACGGUAAAGCUGGAAUAUAUGGAAGGUAUAAGUAUGGGAGAUAAAAUUGUUCAAUGGCUUGUGGAUCCUGCCGCCUUCCAUCGUCUAGUUUGCACAGGGUGGGAAAAAAUCAUCGUUAAACCACAGUGUGACAAGGGCUCGCUGGCCCAAACUCUUGGAAUUUGCAUGGGAAUACUUACGGGACCUUCAACUCGGCCUCCAGUCUUAUCCCUCGCCGAAGGUCACAAGCAAUCCUGCAGAUACCUGGAACACUUGAAACGUUGCAUGCCGGAGCAACUCGAAGGAAGAGGAUGCGAAGAUGAGCUUGGUGUAUUUUUUGAAGAAGCCGAGAUGAAGGCAAAAAAAGACGUUGGAACAUCGAAGUGCGACAACAGCAACGGUGCUCAACGCGUGACGCAUCCUGCGUGGCUCCCGGUAGCACUGGUCUCCGUAGCGUCUGCGAUAAAGAUCGCAACAUUUUAGAAGGGACAUGGUCAACGUCUUAUGGGUUCUGCUGCCUUCCAUCGUCCAGUUUGUGCAGGGUGUGAUUAAAGUAUCUUUUAAAAAGUAUCUGAGCUACAGUUGCGGGUAAACGGACUAAAGGGUCUCUGAAUUACAGCUACAGAUGCCCGUAGGAACAAAUGCAAUGGUAUGUUUCCGAGAAUACUUCCAAGACUGCACUCGGAACGUUUACAGUUACCCUUUCCAUGAAUUUGAUUUGGUUGAUUUUCUCAGCUGUUGUCAGUCGCAUUACGGUUAAUAAAGCUUGGACCACAUGA